Molecule: messenger RNA, 1833 nt
Organism: Tinamus guttatus (white-throated tinamou)
Lineage: Eukaryota; Metazoa; Chordata; Aves; Tinamiformes; Tinamidae
Source: RefSeq, a predicted model, not a curated record
AUGAGGAAGAAGGAAGACACUGGGCAUCAGCUGGUGGCCUUUGCUAAAGAUUGCAGGCCUACGUGGACGUCUAACCACCCUCAUACAGCUGCUCUUGUGCUGAAUGGGCUCGUCCUGCUUCUCCUUUCACUGCUCCCUUCCCAGCCGAGCAGGGGAAGCAGGAAAUGGGAAGGACAAGGGGAAAGGCAGCCCGUGGAGCCAGGGCGCGGCAGAAGCCGGCUGGCAAAGGAGGAAGCACACACGGGUGCUCCUUCAGCACCAAACACGGGCAACUUUAACAGCUCCCAUGCCUGCUGCUGGCCACUCACCACGAAGGACAACAUUUUCUGUCGUUACUUUAAUCACGAUUUAAAGCAUGCCUCGGCUGAGGUACUGAAAAAGGCAAAAAGGAAGGAAUGCAAGUUUGUUCACAACUUCCACUCAGAGCACAAUCUCUGCGUGCUAAGACGAUAUGGGCUUGAGAAUUUUAGCAGUGAUGAACUUCGCCAGCUGCUUCUUCAGAAUGACCCCUUGCUCUUACCAGAGGUUUGCUUGUAUUAUAACAAAGGUGAUGGACCUUAUGGAUCUUGUACCUAUGGAAAGAUCUGCACCAAACUCCAUAUUUGCCAGUACUUCUUGCAGGGACAGUGCAGAUUUGGCAGCAGCUGCAAGCGAUCCCAUGACUUCUUAAAUUCAGAGUGUUAUGAGAAACUGGAGAGACAGGGAAUGAGCUCAGAAACUAUUGAGAAACUACCCACCACUUACAUGAACAUGUAUGACAUAAAAAAUCGUGCCAAGAAGACAUACGACACAAAAGAUGACAAAUCUUUACCAUGCAAAGAGAGAAAACACAGCUCUAGUAAAGAGUCCUCAAUUGCGAAUGACGAUGAAUUGGAACAGAUCUGCUUAUAUCAUCUAUACAAAAGUUGUGUCUUUAAAGACAAGUGUGUCAGAGUUCAUUUUCACUUGCCGUACAGAUGGCAAAUCGCUGAGGGUGAUACCUGGAAAGACUUGAAGAAUAUGGAAGAAAUAGAAGAAGCAUACUGUGAUCCCAGUAAAACCAGAUUUAGAAAUGGUGUUACUGAAAGUGGCUCUGUCUUGCCAUACAUCUGUUUUCAGAGUAUGUGCUCUGGGCUUGGAAAGGUGAGACGUCUUUCCACACCCUCUGCUGUGACCAGACCUCCUCACUUCGUUCUUACAACAGAAUGGAUCUGGUACUGGAAAGAUGAAUAUGGUCUGUGGCAGGAGUAUGGAAAAAUGAAUAAGGCUCAUGCGUCUGCCACUGUCUCCAGUGAAGAUCUGGAGAAAGCUUAUAUAGCCAAAGGCUCUCCAAAGAUGAACUUUAAAGCUGGAAAACACGAAUAUGUACUCAAUUUUGGAGGCAUGAUUCAGAAAAACCUGUACUAUACAACUGAGAGAGAAGUUCGCAGAAGACCUAAAUUUGUCUCCCAGGCAGAGGUAGAAAAGACAAAAAAGAGGGGCUUUAAACAUUCAGAAGAAGAAAGGACCAAAGUUCCAGCUCACUGGGACAAAUCUGCUCUGCCUGAACUGGGAUUCAAGCUGAUUGCGCUUGAUAGCUCUUCUGAUGAAUACAAGAAAGUCCAGGUAGAGUUUCAGCGCACAAUGGCCAAAACAAUCAUUAAAGGGAUUUGUAGAAUUCAGAACCCAUCUCUCUGGGAAUUGUAUCAGUGGCAAAAGGAGCAAAUGCAGAAGAGCAAUGGUGGGAGAGCGGUAGACGAGAGAUCUUUAUUUCAUGGGACCAGUCGAAAGCACAUUGAUGCCAUCUGCCACCAAAACUUUGACUGGAGGAUCUGUGGCCUUCAUGGGACAGUCUAUGGCAAAGGUUACUUUUGA